Phanerochaete carnosa HHB-10118-sp is the source of this 1612-nucleotide messenger RNA. RefSeq lists its product as uncharacterized. The coding region runs from base 83 to 1066 and encodes 327 amino acids. The transcript has a single exon. NCBI's taxonomy places the organism in Eukaryota, Fungi, Basidiomycota, Agaricomycetes, Polyporales, Phanerochaetaceae. The record is from RefSeq and is a predicted model, not a curated record.
UGGGGUCCAUAAUUUUCUCUGAGCUGUGCUACACAGCCAAACGACGGGGGAUGUUCUAGCAAGUCAUCCAGCAUCGUCAACAAUGGUCUACCCCUUUCAGAACCUCGUGGCGUGGCUGACCAGGGACUUCGGUCAGCACCGCUGCCCGCUUAUCAUCCACCCCCAAGGUCUAGAUGCGGCUGCACGUUCGCCAGAGCUUUCUAAGUUAUCAUCCUUCUCACCCAGUGACCAAUACGGCCUUCCCCUCGAACUCUGGGAACUUAUCAUCGACUCACUUUGCGACGACGUCAACGCUUUGUUAGCGUGUGCUGCAACAUGCUCUGUCUUUCUGCGCAGGAGUCGCCACCAUCUGUACAAGCGCGUUAUGCUUAGGACCGAAGACGAUGCCAACCUGUUCGUGCAGACCCUUGCGAAUGACAAGGCGAACUGGGAUGCCGUCCGCGAACUCAAAUUGGCGGGGCAGCUGCUAUGCGAGCGAGAUAGGAAUACUACGCCACUUCUCUUCCCCAUGCUCAGGAGGCUGUAUACACUCGUCGUCUACCGUUUGGAGCAGGACGCACUUGCCCACAUACAUCUAUUCCUCGCCCCCGUGCAGCAAAGCAUCACUAAAUUUUCCCUAUGCGCUGCUCAUCUGCCGUCUUUCUCGUCGCUCUCCAACUUGCUCCUUAGCUUUCCUCAUCUCCGAGAUUUGUCCUUGCUGGGCAUCACUUUCAUGCAAGACGUCGAUGUCUCGACGAUAAAAGUGUACAAGCCUCAGCUCCACCUGACUCUUCUGGACCUGAGUGUACCGUUUGGUCAUGGCAAUUAUUCCUAUAUACAGGCUAUGGCAUCGUGGGUGUGCCAUGUAUCAUUCACCACCCUUUGCUGUUUGCGGCUUCAGUUGCCACUUGGUGCGGAAAUGGCUAGCGCUGCCGAGCAACUCGUCCACGCAAAUAGAGCAACUCUACACACGCUUGCUCUUGAUUUCGGUUGCUCGCAUUGGGAGAAUGGUGAGUUACUCUCAGCUGCAUCUAUACGAGCUGAGUCGAUUCCUCGUCUGGUGCCCAGUUUCGCUGCAGCUCUCUGAGAAUAUGGCUCUGCGCAGGCUGCAGCUUCGCAUGCCAGUCACUGCCGCUCCAACUUAUGUCUCGUUGCUCCGCCAUCUCCCGUACAACACUCUGGAAGAUCUCUCGCUUGUAUUCCGUGCUCAUCCUUAUUGGCCGCCCCCUAGAGCCGCCUCGUUUGCAAAUAUCUCCUACCUUCGCCCUAUCUUCGCUCACGAGAAGUUCUCUGGGCUCAGAAGGCUGCAAGUACACUGCAUUCUCGAUGACGGCACGCACUUCCGAGUACCGGAAGACUUCCCCUGCCGAGACCUCGUACUUCACGACUGGCUACCUGACGUCGCGCCUCGCAUUUGGGCGAAUGAUUUGGAAGAUACCUUUGACCGCGUGUUUGAAAUAUGACUCCUUCACUGUAAUCGCUUGCAUUUGGUGUUCACUCUAGUAUUCGAGGCACGCUUUGACAAAGGCAAUAUCUCUGUACCGUACUUGUAUUCUCCAACAUCUACGCUAAGUAUUUCGCGCAUGUCGGUCUGUGAGUCUAUUUCGACGCUUUCCGCGCUCUCAACAUGCUC